AAAUAAUUUUCUACAAUUUUUUAAGGAACCAAACAUCAAAGCAAUUUCUGGAACAUUCUUUUUGGGAAGAAUUAUUGUGAUAAAUUUUUUUGCCCAAAAUUUUGCUUUCCUUUUCCAGUUAUUUUACCACUUGAUUCUGGUAUAUCAAAUUACUAAUUUUGAGUAUAAAAGAAUAACAAAAAGGAAAAAAAGGAAACAUGGUUAAUGGAGAAUGACCUGGACGAAGUUAAAAAUUUUCUAAUUAUGGGGAAAGUGGAUGUAUUAAUAAUGAUAACAAUUUCAAUCAUAACAAAGAAAAAAGGGAAACUAACUAGGCCAGGUCCAAUGAAUUUAAUCUUUAACAAAUUUAAGGCACUACAAAGAUGUAUAUAUGAUAUGAUAUUAAAGCGGCAAAAACAACGGAGUAAAAAUCGUAGCUUUACAACCUUCAAUAUAUAAAAUAAAAUCGCUCCUUGGUUUCUUCUUCUUCUUCGUCGUUCCCAAGAGAGAGAGAGAGAGAGAGAGAGAGAGAGAGAGAGAGAGGAGAAUGAAGAGCACCAUUAAUGGCGAUCUUAGCUCGCUUCUUGCUGGCGCUGAGAGGGAUUACCUCGUAAGGAGCAAUGGUAAUAAGGUCAAGAUUAGCAAUCUCGAUGCAAGCACCGUUGGUCUCUACUUCUCGUCCAAGGGGUGCGGUCCUUGCCGGCGCUUCACUCCGAAGCUCGUCGAAGCGUACAACGAGCUCUCCUCUCGAGGAGACAGCUUCGAAAUCGUCUUCGUCCCGUGCGACCGUGCCGAGGAUGCAUUCGACGAGUACUUCUCGAAGAUGCCGUGGCUCGCCGUUCCUUUCUCCGAUUCGAGCUCCCGCGAACGCCUCGGAGACCUAUUCAAGGUUGUGAACAUUCCCAACCUCACUAUAAUCGACCGGAGUGGAAACGUCGUUUUCGAGAAGGGUGUCCAAUUCGUGGGGGAGUAUGGGGCCGAUGUGUAUCCUUUCACGCCGGAGAAGGUACUCAAGUUGGAGGAGGAAAAGGAGGCUGCAAAAAGAGAGCAAACUCUUCGAAGCUUAUUGGUUUCGCCUACUCGCGACUAUGUAGUUUCUAACAAUGGAGACAAGGUCCCUGUAUCUGAGCUCGAAGGUAAAGUUGUGGGUUUAUAUUUCACCGUUAGUCAUCGCAGUUCGGACGACGAUUUCACUCCAGUGCUGAACCAACUAUAUGAAAAGCUCAAGGAAAUCGGAGAGAACUUUGAAGUAGUACUAAUAUCACUUGAGGAAGAGGAGUCAACUUACAAUGAGAGCUUCGCGAAAAUGCCGUGGCUUGCGGUACCUUUCAAGGACAAGAUCUGCGACAGGCUCUUCCACUACUUUGAGCUUCAGGCGAUUCCUACUUUAGUAAUAGUUGGUGCCGAUGGAAAGACUUUGAAUAAUAACGUGGCUGAAAUUGUUGAAGGGUACGGGACAGAGGCGUUGCAGUGGUUUCCAUUUUCUCCGGAGAAAAUGGAAAUUGUCGCAGAGAAGGCGAGGGAGAAAGCGGAGAAGCAGACUUUGGAGUCGAUUCUUGUUCAUGGGGAACUAGAUCAUGUCGUUAGAAAUGGCGACACCAAGUUGCAGAACUCAUCGGGAAGAACAUCCUGCUCUACUUCUCAGCACAAUGGUGCCGUCGGUGCCGCGCUUUCCUACCGAAACUAGUGGAGGAAUACCACAAGAUCAAGGAAAAGGAUGACGCCUUCGAAGUUAUUUUCAUCUCCUACGACGAGGAUCAGAACUCUUACAAUGAUUUCUUCUCUAGCAUGCCGUGGUUGGCGCUCCCCUUCAAGGAUGAGAGAGUGGAUUCUUUGUC
Molecule: messenger RNA, 1817 nt
Organism: Ananas comosus (pineapple)
Lineage: Eukaryota; Viridiplantae; Streptophyta; Magnoliopsida; Poales; Bromeliaceae
Product: probable nucleoredoxin 1-2
Exons: 4
Coding region: 527-1666 (379 amino acids)
Molecular function (GO): thioredoxin-disulfide reductase (NADPH) activity
Source: RefSeq, a predicted model, not a curated record